UGUUUAUAGGUACUGUACAUGGCAGUGCUGGUCGGUCCGUGUAUUCGGCGUAUUAUAAUAAUAGUGCCGUAUCGUGCUUGAUGGUGGACGGCUGCAGCAAUAAGAGCUAUAUAGGUACUGUAUAUACAGCGAGGACGAGACGGGCGUGUCUUUCCUUUCCGAAUUCCCAACAACAACAUUGCCAGCGCCAGCACCAGCACCAGCAGCCGACGCAUCAAUCCAUCGGCGACACUUUGUUUGUUUCGACACUAGCUCUCCUCCUUCUGCUGGUGCUGCAUGAGAGGAUCCCCGUCAUAGCAUCGCACAUCAGCAGCAGCAACAACAAGGAAGACUACAAAUGUCGUGCUGACUGCUGAGACAUCACGGCAAGAAGAAGAAGAAGAAGGACGAGGAUGGCAUCAGCAUCAUCAUCAUGCAGUGGCUCGUGUCUGACGAUGCUGACAGCAGGGUGCGAAACCCGGGCCUGGGCCAUUUCCGUGGGUGUCGUGGACAUUGCAGCCGUGUUGCCGGUGACUUGCAUCGCCAUGGUGCUUGGGCUGAUGAAUCAUCAGCAGGGACGUGAUGUAGACGACAGCAUAAUCAUCAACAAUAGCAAUAAUAAUAAUAAUGAUGAGUUGCACCACCACCAGCAGCACUUGGCCUUUGCUGCUGCUGCUGCUGCUGGUGGGGAAGCUAACGAUAGUUAUAGCAUUGAUAAUAAUUAUAACGGAAAGUACGAAGACGACCUCAAGAACCAUCACCAGCACCAGGUGAUGGCGCCUAGCAGCACAUCAUCAGCAUGGCGACGGGCUCGCCUCGUGUCCUUCAUGUCCACGCAAGUUGACACGAGUGUCGGCUACUGGAGCAUCCUGCGGUUCCUGACCGUGUCCCUCUGCGCCUACCUGGUGGUGCAGGGCACGAGGAGGAGCCAAGCCUGGAUGCUCAACGUGUGGAUGGUGAAUGCAGGACUGAAUUUCCUAGUCACGUUGUUUGCAGUCACUGCCUACGCCAUCCUCGAAGGCAGCAUCAUGGACAAUCAACUCGAGUCUUUGUCGUCAGUCAAUAAUAAUAAUAAUAAUAAUACGGCCUGUGUCCUGGCCCUGCUCGUCAUCGCUGCCAUCGGCUGUGCCCAGUUCCCCAUAGUCUACACCGCGUACAAGAGAGCCAAGAGAUUGGCCAAGACUGCCACGCAAUUGACGCCUCACCAUCAGGCAACCAUUGCAUACGACAGACUGGCCUGAUUCAUUCAUCAUGACACGAAUAAUUGGCUGUACUGUGCUGCUUGCUUGCUUGCUUGCUGUUGGUCGUGUUUCUCAUUUCCUCUCUCGUGCGAUACGAUAUUAUUCUUGAUGGCUGCAUUAUUCAGAGAAAAGAAAAGAAAAGAAACGCGACG
Notodromas monacha is the source of this 1372-nucleotide messenger RNA. The record is from the annotation of a GenBank genome assembly. Lineage: Eukaryota; Metazoa; Arthropoda; Ostracoda; Podocopida; Cyprididae.